GUCUGCAGUGGACACCUUUACUUUACUCGUAUUGUUUAAUGAUUUAUAAGCUAAUUCUUAUAUCGAAAGAGAAUUUACAUUAACAAGAUGUUUUGACCCGCAAGUUAAUCAUGAAGGAAAGUCAAAGAAUAAUGAUUCUACGUCAAACAUGUAUUUCCAUUGCAUGAACUUUAAUUUUCAACGUAGACUUUGGUUAAUAAUAUGAGUACUUUUCACAUUAAAGAUUGCCUAUAAAAGAUACGCACUUUAAUAGCAUUUUGUUCAUCCAACUAAGAGCUUAAUUAAUUUCCCGUCAAAAAAAAAAAAAAAAAAAAAAACAAAAAAACUAAGAGCUUAAUUAAGAGCAUUUAUAAAAAUAUAAUCCUACGUCACAUACAAUAAACUCUUACUGUUUUAAUAAUCUUAAUGGGUUUCACAAUACAAUCCUCCCAACUCUUAUGCUUAGCCUUAGUACUUGUCUUGGGGCUUUGUGCUACACAAGCCAUGGCUCGUCCUCUCAACUAUCACAAAGACUUAUCAAUAAGAGAGAGGCAUGAGCUUUGGAUUGCUCAACAUGGACGAGUCUAUAAGGAUGAAAUAGAGAAGGAGAGGCGUUUCAACAUAUUCAAAAGGAAUGUUGAGCGUAUAGAAAAUCUCAAUGGUAAUGCACCAUCAAAUAUAUUAUACACAUUAGGUACUAAUGCCUUCACUGAUUUAACCACUGAGGAGUUUGUAGCUACUCACACUGGUUAUAAAAAGCAAUUUGACUCCAUGUCUUGUGGUUCAAUGACAAAAGAGUUUAGGUACGAAAACCUUACUGGUGAUAAAAUCCCGUCUUCAAUGGAUUGGAGAGAACACGGAGCUGUUACAGGGAUAAAAGACCAAGGGCAAUGUGUUAGUUGUUGGGCAUUCUCAGCAAUUGGGGCAGUAGAAGGGCUGAACAAAAUAAAAACUGGACAAUUAAUCUCACUUUCAGAGAAGGAACUUGUUGAUUGUGUACAAGAAGACAGUUGUGAUGGUGGUGAUAUGACGAAUGCUUUCGAAUUCAUCGAAAAAAACCAAGGUAUAUCAACAGAAGCCGAGUACCCAUACACGGCAUUCAAUGGUAAUCAGAGUCAAUGCCAAGCUAAAACAAGUGUUGUGACAAUAAACGGCUAUGAAUCAAUUCCACCAAAAGACGAGGCUGCCCUACUCAAAGCCUCGGUUGGAAUCGAUGGUUGCGGGUUUGAGUUCAAUAACUACCAAAGUGGAGUCUUCCAAGGGGAGUGUGGCGACGACAUUAAUCAUGCUGUUACAGCUAUCGAGUAUGGCACAAGUACGGAUGGGACUGAUUAUUGGUUGUUGAAGAACUCAUGGGGCGAAAAUGGUUAUAUGAGGCUUAUUAGAGGACUGAAUAAAUGUGGUAUCACAUUGGACGCUUCUUGGGUGUUGUUUGGUUGAUAUGGGAAAUGA
This is a messenger RNA of Chenopodium quinoa (quinoa), 1431 nucleotides long. Its product is annotated as senescence-specific cysteine protease SAG12-like. NCBI's taxonomy places the organism in Eukaryota, Viridiplantae, Streptophyta, Magnoliopsida, Caryophyllales, Amaranthaceae. The transcript is spliced from 2 exons. The record is from RefSeq and is a predicted model, not a curated record. Gene Ontology annotation, cellular component: lysosome. Bases 406 to 1419 code for a protein of 337 amino acids. Gene Ontology annotation, molecular function: cysteine-type endopeptidase activity.